AAAGGGAAGCACCCUCCCUCUCCAUCCUCCUGGGCCGGAGUGUGACACCCCCACAGCUCUGCAAGGGGAUGGGGGGGGCUUGCCCGGGGCCUCACUCCCGCCUGCUUGUGCCCUCUCCUAGACAGGCUUGCGAGGCAGGGACAGGCUGCUGCUGCCUAAGUUGUGCGGUGGGUGGCAGGUGUCUGUGCCCUCCGUCUGUGGGCCUCUGGUUGCCCCCUUCACAUCUCCUGCCCAGCCUCAUUCCCCUGAGGGCGACUGUGGUUUUGCUGUCUCAUAGGACACGACGUAAUGAAAUAGCCAGUCUGGGACUUCCCUUUCCUGCUGAGCCCAGACGCCCCGGUGCCUGGAGCAGACGGCGCUCAGCCCCUCCUGGAGCGAUGGACCCCUGCUGCGUCUGCCUCUGCCUCUGGGGCCUGCUCACAGGGGGUGCACUGUGGGGCGGCUGGGCAGAGCCCAUCUGGAACAUGCAUGUCCCCCCAUGGAUAACAGGGCUGAGAGGAGAUUCCAUUGUGCUGCCCUGCACCUUCACACACCCGCACCAUGACUACAUGGGUAAAAUCCAGGUGAUCUGGAAGCCCAAUAUUUUCCAAUGCCUAGUGAACAACCGCAGCACUGAGACCGGCAGCUUCGAGAACUGCACGACGGGUCAGGAGCCAAGUGGGCGCUACCGCCUGGCCGGGGACCCCCGGCGGCACAACCUCUCCUUGCACAUCGCAGGGCUGCGCUUCGAGGACAGCAGAGUGUACAAGUGCCGCGUGGUGCUCCUAGGUAUACGUGGAGGGGCCUACGAGCACAGCGCUGGGAUAACGCUCACCGUGGAAGCGCAACCCAGCAUCCUCAACCUCACGCUGUUCCCCGGGCCCCUCCCUGUGUGGCUGGCCUGCACGGCCGAGGGGAUCCCUGUGCCCAACAUCACAUGGCUGGGGCCGGCGGUGAGCGAGGUGGUGCAGUUGCAGGACUCCACUGGGUCCUGGAACCAGAUGACGCAGGUGGUGUCAGUGAGCCGGAACGGGACCUACACCUGCCGGGCGGAGAACGUGCAUGGCCGGGUUGAGAGCUCGGUGCUUGUGGGGCUCAAGGGACCCAAGGGGCCGCUCCUGCUGCUUACCAUCCUCCCAGCAGCCCUGUUCCUGCUCGCCGUCCUCCUGCUUGCUCUCUGCGGCCGAUGGAAAGGCUGUUGCCAGGUCCUGGGGAGGGAGCCGGCAGCCCGGGUGGGCUUCACCCAGGAUGCACCUUGCACAGGAGGAAGGGAGAGCGUGGGGAGAGCUCAGCCUGGUGAGGCCGAUACCUGCUCUCCCUGCCAGCCAGCUGCUCAUGCCAAUGGGCUGCCUCCUGCCCAGGCCCUGCCCCAGCCUGGGCCCAGCUCCCCUGUAAGGCAGCUGCCUGUGUCUCCAGCAGAGAACCCGGACAGCUGCACCUACGCAGAUCUGAUCUUCCCCAGCGCUGGGGCUGGCAGGAGAGGUCACCAGCCCGCAGCCCAGAGCCCCCCAGCGCCAGUAGAAGAGGUCACCUAUUCUGAGCUGAUGCCAUACAGGGGACCCAGGUGAACUGUCCAUCCCGGGACCCUCCCUGCCCCAUUCCCUCUGGAGUCACCGCACAAGGCACUGGAGCCUGGAGCAACCCACCUCAGCAAAACGACACUUGGCAGCCUUCCCCCGGGGCUGUGAGCGCAGCCGCCCUCCCUCCCUGACAUGUUCUUCUGUACCAGACACAGGCUAGCUACAGAGCUUGCUUCUACACCAGCUGUGUUCAGCAUCAGGUACCUUGCUCUGCCAUGGAUCGCUGAGGGUAGCUUCAAUAAGGUGUGAUACACACCGCUGCCUAUUGACCAGACAGGACGAUGCAGUUUAGCAUCCCCUCACAUCUCCCCCUUCGAGUUCCUUUGUUCCUCCCAUUUACCGUAGUUACAUGACCAUGCUGCCUGUGAGGCUCAGGACGGAUCAGUCUGUGAAGCGUCUCUGAAUCAUCCUGGUUCUCUAAUUCCACGACUCGAACGCAUGGUGGCUCCCUCGUCAGGCUGUCCAUUAGUUACAGUGAGUAACUGUGGCUGGUUUGGAAUCCUUGUGUCGUCUUGUUCUGCAUCCGCCAUCCGCUGAAUCUGCUCUGUCGAUUGUUCUUUCUGCAGAACUAACUGCAGCUGUUGACGGUGCCCGUUGAACUCUGCACUUGGGGCUUGGUCUCACAUGAGCUGGGCACUGAAUUCUUUGUCUUUACAGCAACUGGAGUUGCCCAUCCAUUUUCUCCAUCCAGUAUGACAUGGACACAGCCACUAGGUGCUAGGCCCGGCAACUCUGUAACUGAAUGAUGUGUGUUGUAAAAGUGUUCGUAAGAUCUUCUAGCCUUUUUAGCCUGCUCUCUGCAUGUCUGGUCACUUUGGAGAUAGAUCCCCCUGGAGAAAGCUGGAACAGUCGUUCUGAGUUGUGUUCCUAUCAGGAGUUGUGCUACACCAUACCCAGUAGCUGCUCUUGGUAUUGAUCUGUAACUCAGUGGACCAAGGAGUGGAUCUUUCUGCUGCAGGAUUUUCUUGGCUGUCUGCACGGCUCUCUCAGCCUCUCCACUCGCUUGUGGGGCAUGUGGGCUGCUACUAACAAGAUAAAAACCCUAGUUUAUUCCAAAUGACUUAAAUCUUGCUGCAAUCAAGAGCUGUUGUUUCUGGGAUCUGUCCCUUGUGAUGACACCACACCUGCCUGGAGAGUGAACCUGAAUAUUCCUGGCAAGACUAUUGACUUUUAAAGUGACUCAGGAGCUGAUUUCAAAGUCCUCUGUUUGUCACUGGUUGUUCUGGAAUAUCGAAUGAGCACAAGUGCACUUCAGUGUCAGUAACCCUGUGACACGUUACGUCUGUCAAGUACAUUAUCUCCAUACACGUGGAGAAACAGGCCGCUAUGACGAGAUAGUGAUGUCCUCUGAACUUGCAUAAAUACACAGCUAGUCUCUUCCAAGGUCUCUCGGGUAGGGAUGUUUGUACACUGUGUGGUUCAGCAUUGUCUCUUAGAGGUGAUUUGUACUGGGUCUCCUUUCAAAAGUCCAACAUCACCAAAUAUUCCAUCGAGUGCUUCCACCUUUCUCACUAGGCCCAUCAUGGCUGCCACACUGUGGCUGAGAAGGUUGUUGGUCUUUGAUCCUUUGACCAUAUGCACGGUGAAUGCAGAGCCUUUGUCUCUAAGAUGAACUGGCCUAUGCACUUCAGAACACCUCCAGGGCUAGUCAGAGCUGGGCCAGGUGAGGUCAGCUCAGGGAGGGGUUGAAGGUGUAUGUCCCUUCUCAGAGGACUGUGACAUCAGCUCCUGAGUCACUUUAAAAGUCAAUAAUCUUGCCAGGAAUAUUCAGGUUCACUCUCCAGGCAGGUGCGGUGUCAUCACAAGUGACAGAUCCCAGAAACAACAGCUCUUGAUUGCUGGUAAUACCAGCCAAUUCCCUGACUGCUUUGGUGCAGCCAACAACUGCAGAAUGUCCAUAUUUCAUGCAUUUAUUACACUGUGUGCCUAUGGCUGGACAUGCCUUAUCUCUUGGGAUAUGAUGUUUUCCACCCCUUCUGCACAUAGGCUGGAAUUUGUUCCUCUUAGCCAGGUAGGUCUCUCUCCUUGCCUUGUGGGGGUUUAUAAUAACUUUUAACAUUGAAGUGCUUUUUAUAGCUUUUAAGCUAGUUUCCGGUUUUUCAAGUCGCUCCUGCCUUUUGUUCUGUUGUUGGACUAGUUCAGACUGCUUUGUUAUCUGUACAGCUGUGUGUAGGGUUAAAUCUCUGUUCAGCUGUAGAUGCUGUGAAAGGUUUUUAUCUGUUAACCCAAUAACCAGCUUGUCUCUGAUAUUUUCAUGUUUUAUUUUUCCCAAAUCCGAGUUUUCAGCCAAUGCGUGCAGAGCUCUUAUAAAACAGUCAACAUUUCCCCCUGUUCCUUGAAGUCAGUGGUGAAAACAUGAUCUUUCAUAAACCACAUUUCUCUGAGGUAAAAAGUAUGAAUCAAACAUAGCCAGAACCUUUUUAUAGUCAUCUUUGUGACUGUCUUCAGUAAAGUCAAAGGAUUUAAAGAUGUCCUUUGCAGGCUUCCUCAGAGCAUACAUUUAAAAAGAUGCCUGUAUAUCGUCAGUGUUUUUGUGGAGUUUGUUUGCAGUUCAAAAUCUUGCAAUAUAUUGCAUCCAGUCUGACCAUUGGGAAGGUUUGUCAAAGCUGAAGUUCUGCAGCACUGAAAAGUGGCAUGUUGAUGAGAUCCUGCAACCUUUGUUUCUGUUCUUAGUUUACUCCCAACACCAUGCCAUGUUCCUCUGUGCCAGAUACCAGCUGGUGACAGAGCUUGCUAAUAGACCAGCUGCGUUCCUCAUGCCAGAUAGGGCUGGGGAGCAUUUAAAUAAGGUAUUAUAUACACAGCACCACCUGGUGGCUGAACACUGUAAUGCAGUUUAGCACCCUAUUUAACUCCUAUGACCCCAAACACCCUUGCAUUCACACCCUACACACCACUGUGACCAUCUGUGUACGACAUAUACCUUGGGGGCAUCAUCUGAAAACUAAUAACCCGCCGGUCAAUAACAUCAUGGAGAAAUGUUUGUAGCACCAGUGUAUGUAAAGUCAUGAAUUCCCUCUGUACAGUGUUAUUAGCACGUGUUCAAAACAGGCAGCCCUGCCAAGGCAAAGGUUGUCAAACAAGCCUAUCCCCAGCAAAGGAAUGUGUGUUUACCUCCAUUUACAUAUGUAGUGAACAGGGUCUUCCAGACAGAAGGGGGAGGAGAGGGCUGGGAAUGGAACAAUCUGCAUUUCAGCAAACUCAAGUAAGGGAAGAAAUAGUCCAGAGCUCCCUUCCCCACCACGCUCCAUGUCGCCUUCCUCACAGCUUGCAUAAACUUUACUUUGAGGAUGACCGGCAGAAGAAUCCACUUCAAAGGUUCACUGAACGAUAAAAGCAAGAGGCAGAGAACCCCCAGUUCUCUCUCUUUCACCUAAGAAGACAAAGGCCCCAGCACCUUUGGUCUCCUGGGAGAGAUCCGGCCGGAGGAGUGGGCCCGUCACCAUCUUGCUGGAAGAUGGGGGGGGGAGAAGACUAGCUUAAACAAAGCCUGGAACCAAAACUUGCUAGGUUACGUUUCAGACUUUCAGGUGAAUGUUUUCACUUUUAUUUGCUGGUAACUUUAGCUCUUAUACUUGAAUUCACUUCAAAUCCUGUCUUCUUUUGUUUUGUUUUGAAUCCAAACCAACUCGGUGCUGUGUUUGAACUGAACUGUUCGGUAGCUCCAUUAAACUAAUAAACUGCUGAAUAUUGACUCCUUA
This is a messenger RNA of Dermochelys coriacea (leatherback sea turtle), 5260 nucleotides long. RefSeq names its product sialic acid binding Ig like lectin 15 (gene SIGLEC15). Gene Ontology annotation, biological process: regulation of actin cytoskeleton organization; regulation of osteoclast development; regulation of bone resorption. The coding region runs from base 69 to 1547 and encodes 492 amino acids. The transcript has 8 exons. NCBI's taxonomy places the organism in Eukaryota, Metazoa, Chordata, Testudines, Dermochelyidae. Gene Ontology annotation, cellular component: plasma membrane. The record is from RefSeq and is a predicted model, not a curated record.